CAGGUUUUUUGAUAUGUUGUGCACUUUCUGAUUUAUUUUCUUCAGAGACACUUGAGCAUCUGUUGUCUUUCGCCGAUGUGGGCGAUACAGUCAGUGAGGACACGUCCGAGCUGACAGUAUCACAGAACUACAUUUUAGCUGUUAUAUUUAACGUAGUUGGAGUCCAUAUUUUUGACGGAGUAUUUUUCUGCUAAUAUGGAACUCACAUACCAGCCUGCCGUCGCCACGCUCUGGGUCCUUCUGAUCGGGUUUCUCCGUCUGUCCACGGCCGAAGAAGAGGUCCUGAUGAACACUAAGCUGGAGACCUCAGACCUGAAGUGGACCAUCUACCCCCAGUCUGAGCCAGAGUGGGAGGAGGUGAGUGGCCUGGACGAGGAGGGCACCAGCGUGCGGACCUAUCAGAUCUGCCCAGCCGACGGCGGCACCAGCCACUGGCUGCGCAGCACGCUAAUUCAGCGGCGGGGCGCAUCGCAGGUGUAUGUGGAAGUGCGCUUCACUAUGAUGGAGUGCUCCUCGCUGCCCACCUACCACCGCAACUGCAAGGAGACAUUCAACCUGCUAUACUACCAGGCCGACUUGGACGAGGCCACACCCACACACCCAGCCUGGAUGGAGAACCCCUACACCAAGGUGGACACAGUAGCAGCAGACUUCCUGCUGCGGAAAGGCGGGGAGAGGAAGUCCAAUGUGAAAACGCUGCGUCUGGGCCCGCUGACCAUGCGGGGCUUCUACCUGGCCUUCCAGGCGCAGGGGGCCUGCAUGGCCCUGCUGUCCGUGCGAGUCUUCUUCAAGAAGUGCCCCACCCUGACGCGCGCUUUCUCCUCCUUCCCUGAGACGCUGCCGCAUGCACUGGUACAGCAGGCGCAGGGACGCUGUGUGGAGCAUGCCGCCCAGCUCAGCGCCCAGGCUCCGCCCCCGCACAUGUUCUGCGGGGAGGACGGCCAGUGGGUGGGGCAGCCCAGCACCAGCUGCACCUGCAAUGCAGGCUACGAGCCUGUGGACAACGAUGCACGUUGCCAAGCCUGCCAGGUCGGGCAUUUCAAGGCGGGGCCAGGGGCUGGUCAGUGUGAGCAGUGUCCACCAUUCAGCAGCGCGGUCAUCACAGGGUCAGCGAUGUGCCUCUGUCGUCCUGGUUACCAUCGGGCCAAAUCUGACCCACCGGACGCCUCGUGCACGAGACCGCCCACAGCCCCACGCAGCAUUGUAACGCAGAUCAAUGACACCUCUGUGACGCUGGAGUGGAGUGAGCCGCUGGAGCGGGGCGGCCGGCAGGACCUGAGCUACGCAGUGGAGUGCCGGCGCUGUGGGGGGCCCGGGGGCCCUGGAGCCACCUGCUCUGCCUGUGGGGACAGUGUCAGCUACCGGCCAGUGCAAAGGGGUCUGACAGGCCGCCGCGUCACGGUCUGGGGCCUGCUGCCCCACACCACCUACACCUUCUCCAUCCUGGCCCUUAACGGGGUGUCCCAGCACAGCGAGCCUGCCAGCGAGAGCGUUAACGUCACCACCAGUCGCAACAUCCCAGCCCCAGUCUCAGGUAUCAGGAGCAGCACAGUGACAGAGAGCAGUCUAAAGCUGCACUGGUCAGUGCCCGAGCAGCCAAACUACAGCAUCCUGGAGUACCAGCUGCGCUACUGUGAGAAGAAGCCUGGCGAUGAGCAGGGCUGGCAUUAUAAAGAGACCAAGAUCAACCAGGUGGUUCUGACUGACCUGCGUAAAGCUACCCAGUAUGAGGUGCAGGUGCGAGCACGCACCACAGCUGGCUACGGCAUCUUCAGCAAAGCCGAGACCUUCCGUACCCGGCCUGACGAAGAUGAGUCUCGCUCGCAUCUGAUGGUGACAGGUGUGCUGGUGGCUGUUGGCUUGCUGCUCCUCCUGGCUGCCUUUGGUAUCGCCAUCUUCUGCUUCCGCAGACACACGAGAGUGAAGGACCCUGAAAUCAGCGACAAGAAUGGCCAGUACCUCAUGGGACAGGCAGUCAAGGUGUACAUUGACCCCUUCACCUAUGAGGACCCCAAUGAGGCAGUGCGCGAGUUCGCCAAGGAGAUUGACGUGUCCUUCGUCAAGAUCGAGGAGGUCAUCGGAGCUGGUGAGUUUGGGGAGGUGUGCCGGGGCAGACUGAAGGUUCCUGGGAAGAAGGAGAACUAUGUGGCCAUUAAGACCCUGAAGGGAGGAUACACAGAAAAGCAGAGGCGAGACUUCCUGAGCGAGGCCAGCAUCAUGGGCCAGUUCCAACAUCCCAACAUCAUCCACCUGGAGGGGGUCAUCACCGCCAGCUGCCCUGUCAUGAUCCUGACAGAGUACAUGGAGAACGGAGCGCUCGACUCCUUCCUGAGGCUGAAUGAUGGGCAGUUCACCCCUAUCCAGCUAGUAGGCAUGUUGCGUGGUAUUGCCUCAGGGAUGAAGUAUCUGUCAGAAAUGAACUACGUGCAUCGUGACCUCGCUGCCCGCAACAUCCUUGUCAACAGCAACCUGGUGUGCAAGGUGUCUGACUUUGGCCUGUCCCGCUUCCUUCAGGAGAACUCCUCUGACCCCACAUACACCAGCUCCCUGGGUGGUAAGAUUCCCAUCCGCUGGACAGCCCCGGAGGCCAUCGCCUUCCGCAAGUUCACCUCAGCAUCAGAUGCCUGGAGCUACGGCAUCGUCAUGUGGGAGGUCAUGUCCUUCGGAGAGAGGCCCUACUGGGACAUGAGCAACCAGGAUGUGAUCAAUGCCAUCGAGCAGGACUACCGGCUGCCCCCGCCCCCAGACUGCCCCAGCUCUCUGCACCAGCUCAUGCUGGACUGCUGGCAGAAGGAGCGUGCUGCCCGACCCCGCUUCUCCGCCAUUGUCAGCGCUUUGGACAAGCUCAUCCGCAACCCUGCCUCACUCAAGAUAGUGGCCCGGGACGGAGCUGGCCCCUCACACCCCCUGCUGGACCACCGCAGCCCCCCACCUCUCUCUGCCUGUGGCUCUGUGGGGGAGUGGCUGAGAGCCAUUAAGAUGGGCCGUUAUGAGGAGAGCUUCAUCCAGGCUGGGUUCACCUCCUUUGAGUUGGUAUCCCAGAUCUCUACUGAGGACCUCCUGCGUAUUGGGGUGACCCUGGCCGGACACCAGAAAAAAAUCCUCUCCAGCAUCCAGACUUUAAGAGGACACAAGAGCCCCAGCACUGUUCGCUACUAACAGCCAACAACAUCCUAUGUACAGACCUCCUCCAAACACCCUCACACAACCAUCUUAUGCAUCCAUGGAUAUCUCUCAACCUCCAGCCCCCCUUAAUUACACCCCGCAACUGUUCCCUUCCAGCCUGCCAAAUUCUACCCACCCCACCCCUCUCCCCUCAUUUUUCUGAGUGUGGGAAGCUGUCUCUUUCACCAAUAUCUCAGAGCAACACAGUGUCCCAUUACAGGCAUUCCUCAGGUCUAUGUUCCUGUGUGAAUCUCUGCACCCCACUGGCAGUUAUACACCCCUCAUCCCUGCGGAAUCAUCAUCACUGUCAUCAACCUGCGCCUUGACUCUCACCAGGUGUGUGCAGGUGUGCACAGUUUUGUGCCACUUAAGGUGCUGGUUGCUGUAUUUACCCUGAGCCUCACCAUCCUCUAACUGCCUCCAUCCCUAACAAUUGGCCCUACACCUCCGUCCUAAACCCUCCCACCUGUGAGUAACCAACUGAAAGUGAACAAACUUCAGGGAGAGGAAGAUGACAUCACAAUGCCAGCAUGUCAAAAGCUAGUCAGAGCUUUUAUGAACUUUGUUUCCAAAUGGGCAAAACAAAAAACAGAGAGGUGUGUCUUCCAGUACUGCUUUUGGACCACUGUAGGGUUUUUGUACCUGUGAACAUCAAGCAUUGUGGGAGUAGCUGUACCUUUCCCAGGAGAGGAAAGUGUGACGGGACUUGAUCUGAGAAGCCAUAGUGUUACACCUGCGUUGGGGUUCUGGGGAUGGCCUGAUCUUUUUUUACUGACUGUGGAAAUGGCCACCACUUUCAGUCUGCUAUUGAAUGCCCAGCUCUGAUCUUUUUAAGCACACUCUCUAAUGGGACCUACUGUUUUAAUACAAUAACUAUUUUUAAACUCCAAAUCAGACUCCACUCAGGAGGAGAAGGGCCUGAUUCAAUACUAGCACUUUUUUAGAUUUUAAACAGAAAGGUAUUUCAUGAGAUGAAGUGAUUUUUUUUAAGUAUCUACCUAUUGCCUUGAUGUCAGGGGUGACACCCUCUCUCCCCACAGAGAAGAGCCAUUCCAACUGUCACAUUAAGGGCUAUAAAGGACACUGCUGACACAAGAAGAGACCAACAGAUUACUGUUAUUCAGUCUUUUUUAAAAAAGGACUUUGAUAAAGAAAGCCAUAAAUCAGGGUUUGCUGUAAUGAUUGUAAUUGACCUAGAUAUCAUCCUAAGUUUUAUGUGGCAAAGGCCUAUAGUCCAAAGCAUCAUCGUGGCAGUAGGGUCCAUUUAUUGUUAGUUUUAUCCAGCUGCAACCCACAAACCCCAUCCAGCGGCCAUCUCAGAGCCUUAAUGGCCGUCUCACCACUGCUCCUGCUGCAGCUAAACUCUGGCCCCACCUCUUGGGAAUUCUGGGAGUCUAAUUUUGAACUUUGAUCUUCACAUUGAAGGUCUGUUAUUAAACCAAGGAUUUUUUUAUUAUGAU
Messenger RNA from Megalops cyprinoides (Indo-Pacific tarpon), 4625 nucleotides. RefSeq names its product ephrin type-B receptor 4a-like. Gene Ontology annotation, biological process: cell surface receptor protein tyrosine kinase signaling pathway; protein phosphorylation; axon guidance. NCBI's taxonomy places the organism in Eukaryota, Metazoa, Chordata, Actinopteri, Elopiformes, Megalopidae. The record is from RefSeq and is a predicted model, not a curated record. Gene Ontology annotation, molecular function: transmembrane-ephrin receptor activity; protein binding; ATP binding. The coding region runs from base 196 to 3159 and encodes 987 amino acids. The transcript has 17 exons. Gene Ontology annotation, cellular component: plasma membrane; neuron projection.